Molecule: messenger RNA, 1054 nt
Organism: Conger conger (European conger)
Lineage: Eukaryota; Metazoa; Chordata; Actinopteri; Anguilliformes; Congridae
Gene: sdhaf3
Product: succinate dehydrogenase complex assembly factor 3
Exons: 3
Coding region: 293-652 (119 amino acids)
Biological process (GO): mitochondrial respiratory chain complex II assembly; succinate metabolic process
Cellular component (GO): mitochondrial intermembrane space; mitochondrion
Source: RefSeq, a predicted model, not a curated record
UCUUGUUGCGAUUAGAGAAUCUCAGCAGAACCUGUCAAGGUCUGUAGAUAAACAAAAAUGUCACGUUAGGUAACUAUCCUCCUCUAGUUAUGCCCUAAGAUUGAUUAGAUAGGUUAGUUCAAUGUCUUCACAGAAUGCACGUCUUUAUUUGAUUUAAUAGUACAUACAUCCGAUUCGGGCUCAAUAUUUUGAAUCCCUCCGGAUUUGCCCAACUGACUUUGAAUGAAUGAGUUUUGGGACUAAGAAUCCCCAGACACCAGCCUAAGACUUCACCAAAGCCGUAGCGCGACGCAUGGCAAAUCCAGCGCACGUCUCCAAGGUCCGGGCGUUGUACAAACGGAUCCUCCAACUGCACCGGUUUCUGCCCGUGGACCUGCGGGCUUUGGGUGACCAGUAUGUCAAAGACGAAUUCAGGAGACACAAAUCGGCAAAGCCAGGCGAGGUCACGUCGUUCAUGAUAGAAUGGGAGGGCUACAGGGACACACUGCAGACGCAGGUCUUGGAGACGGCCUCGAGGGGGGGGGCAGGGGUGUACGGAACCGUGCUGUCUGAGGAGAAACUGAAACAGUUUCAGGACGAACAGUUCAGCCAGCUCUACGAGCUCAUGCUGGAGUCCACCAAGCCCAACACCCAGUUCCACAUACAGGAGUGACUCUACCUCACCCAACACCCAGUUCCACAUACAGGAGUGACUACCACACCCAACACCCAGUUCCACAUACAGGAGUGACUCUACCACACCCAACCCCCAGUUCCACAUACAGGAGUGACUACCACACCCAACCCCCAGUUCCACAUACAGGAGUGACUACCACACCCAACACCCAGUUCCACACACUGGAGUGACUCUACCACACCCAACACCCAGUUCCACACACUGGAGUGACUCUACCACACCCAACACCCAGUUCCACAUACAGGAGUGACUCUACCACACCCAACCCCCAGUGAGGGGCGGAGUCAGGGGCAGAUGCUUUCCAACCCACCCACAUUUCCAUGGCGAUAAACUGCCUGCAAAAUCAUAAUAAAGUGUUCUUUCAGGUCCUGGUCAAAA